Molecule: messenger RNA, 2847 nt
Organism: Aureobasidium melanogenum CBS 110374
Lineage: Eukaryota; Fungi; Ascomycota; Dothideomycetes; Dothideales; Saccotheciaceae
Product: ATP-dependent RNA helicase dbp10
Exons: 1
Coding region: 1-2847 (948 amino acids)
Cellular component (GO): nucleus
Molecular function (GO): RNA binding; ATP binding; RNA helicase activity
Source: RefSeq, a predicted model, not a curated record
AUGGGUAGACGAGCUGCCUCGCCAGCCGCUUCGGAGAAUGGCUUCGACAUCUCCAAUGCUCUUUUCGGAGGAGCGGGUCUAGACUCGGACGACGACACUACUCUUGCCGGAUUCGAGCAACCUCAAGCCGCCGCCAUUGAUGCUUCCGCUGGAGCCGGACUUGACGACGACAGUGAUGGCGACGAACUGUACAUUGCUGCUCAGCAGGCUGCUAGCAACAGAAAGACGAAGGAUGCAACGGGAAAGGUCACCAAGAAGGGAGGAGGCUUCCAGUCCAUGGGUCUGAAUGGAAACCUGCUCAAGGCCAUUACUCGCAAAGGCUUCUCUGUGCCCACGCCCAUUCAGCGCAAGACCAUUCCUGUCAUUCUGGAUGGUCAAGAUGUCGUCGGUAUGGCCAGAACCGGUUCAGGAAAGACGGCCGCCUUCGUCAUACCCAUGAUCGAGAAGUUGAAGUCACACAGCGCAAAAGUCGGUGCAAGAGCCGUCAUCUUGUCACCUUCGCGUGAACUCGCGCUUCAAACACUCAAGGUCGUUAAAGAGAUGGGCAAGGGAACAGAUCUCAGGACAAUCUUGCUGGUCGGUGGUGAUAGUCUGGAGGAGCAGUUCUCGUCCAUGGCCUCAAACCCGGAUAUUAUCAUUGCCACCCCUGGUCGUUUCGAGCAUUUGAAGAUUGAGAUGAACCUGGACCUGUCUUCAAUCAAAUACAUUGUCUUCGACGAGGCUGAUCGUCUUUUCGAGAUGGGUUUCGCCGCCCAGCUGGCCGAGAUCAUGGCCGCUCUGCCUCCCAACAGACAGACUCUCCUGUUCUCCGCCACUUUGCCCAGAUCCCUGGUCGAAUUCGCUCGCGCUGGUCUUCAGGAGCCCAAGCUCAUCCGUCUGGACGCCGAAACAAAGGUCUCACCUGAUCUCGAAACCGCUUACUUCUCCGUCAACACUCAGGAAAAGGAGGGCGCCCUCAUACACAUUCUCAGAGACGUUAUCAAGAUGCCUAGCGGACCUACAGAGAGGUCCAAGCAGGUCAAGGAAGACGGUGCGAAGUCCAAGAAGCGCAAGCGAGGCCCCGAUGGUCCCGGCGCCAAUGAAACACCAACUGAACAUUCUACCAUCGUCUUUGCUGCUACAAAGCAUCACGUCGAAUACCUCUACAACCUUCUCAGCCAACUCGGAUAUGCCGUAUCAUACGUCUAUGGUGCUUUGGAUCAAACCGCCAGAAAGAUACAGAUCCAGGAGUUCAGAUCUGGACUUACAAACAUUCUUGUUGUUACCGAUGUCGCUGCUCGUGGUGUUGAUAUCCCCAUUCUGGCCAACGUCAUCAACUACGAUUUCCCUUCGCAACCAAAGAUCUUUGUUCACCGUGUUGGUCGUACCGCUCGUGCUGGUCGCAAGGGUUGGGCCUACAGUCUGGUCACACAGAAGGAUCUGCCCUACCUGCUCGAUCUACAGCUCUUCCUGAGUCGCAGACUGGUUCUUGGAAGAGAGUCCACUGACGAAAUUAACUACGCCGAUCAGGUCGUGUUAGGCACGCUUGUCAGAGCGCCCCUCGAAGUCUGUGUCGAAGAAGUCGGAAAGCUUGUAGACGAGGAUGUUGACUUGUCUGGCAUGCGCGAUGUCUCCGUCAAAGCUGAAAAGCAAUAUGUUCGUACUCGUACUUCGGCCUCUUCUGAGAGUGCAAAGCGUGCCAAGAUCGUCGGCUCCUCACCGCAUUACUCAGAGAUUCACACUUUGUUUGAGGAUGACUCGGAGGCUAGACAGCUGGAGCUGGAAAGAGAGAAAAUGCUUGCACGUGUCAGUGGAUUCCGUCCACCGGAGACAAUUUUCGAGGUCGGCAAACGAGGUACGGCCAACGAGGCUACGGAGAUCAUGAGAAACAGACGCGCCAAGAUUGUUCCGCGUAAGCAACAAGAACAGGAAGAAGCUGCGGAAAUUGAGGAGAUGGAUGCAGACACUUCAGUGUUUGACAAUGACGAUGAAGACCUCCCACAAGGUGAUAUCGACGUUGACCUGGACGAGGCUUCUGAAGAUGAGCUCGAGAUCACAUUUUCACAACCCGAGAAGAAGAAGGCAAAAUCAUCAAGUACAGGACAGGAUUCGGAAUUCUUCAUGUCUUAUACGCCACAAAAUAUUAACAUGGCUGAAGAUCGAGGUUAUGGCGUUCAUUCGGGUACGGACGGAGGACGCAACACGCACUUUUUGGACGCAGCCCGCGGUGCCACUAUGGAUCUGGCAAACGACGAUACAAAGGCUUUCGGUGCUCCUAGCAAGGCUGGCGGUCUCCGUUGGGACAAGAAGAGCAGAAAAUACGUAUCCCGUGCCAACGACGAGGACGGCUCCAAGGGUACCAAGAUGAUCACGGGUGAGAGCGGUCUGAAGAUCGCAGCCUCGUUCCGCAGUGGUCGCUUCGACAGAUGGAGGAAGGACAACAAACUCGAUGUUCUUCCUCGCGUCGGAGAACUUGAACGUCCCGGCAACAGAAACGGACUCGAUAAUCAACGCUUCAAGCACAAAAUGGUUAAAGCACCUAAAGAUGCCGACAAAUACCGAGACGAUUACCACAAGCAAAAAGCAAAGGUGGAUGCAGCAAAGGAGAAACGUAUCGGCAGGUUCGAGGGUGGACCUGGCAAGAGCGAAAUCAGAGGUGUUGAUGAUGUGCACAAGCUCAGACAAGAAAAGCAGAAACGACAGGAUAAAAAUGGUCGACCACAAGGUUCAAGCAGUCGUGGCCGUGGUGGUGGCCGUGGUGGUUCGAGCCGAGGAGGUUUCGGAGAUCGUGGUGGAAGUAGUCGGGGAGGUCGUGGAGGCGGUGGUCGGGGUCGUGGCGGAGGUAGAGGUAGAGGAGGCAGAAGCUAG